Molecule: messenger RNA, 693 nt
Organism: Trachymyrmex cornetzi
Lineage: Eukaryota; Metazoa; Arthropoda; Insecta; Hymenoptera; Formicidae
Exons: 1
Coding region: 1-693 (230 amino acids)
Source: RefSeq, a predicted model, not a curated record
AUGAGGUUAAUAAAAGUUACUGGAGGCAUUAUCGACCGCGGAUUCAAUUCCGUUAUCAGUAACCAAUUUAUUUCCCGAAUUCCUGUUACCUACGACAUUUGCGAAAGUAUUGAGGAAUUUUGCAGUGUCAAAUUCGUGACAUCCAACCAACACGUCGACGCAAGAGAUGCACGAAUUGUUCGGGAUAAUGACGAUCUGAAGAAAUUCUCCGAAUUUUUUGACUGCCACGAACCAUUUCCGUUCGAUGAGACCAUCAGGUCGAUUGUUACGGGAGUUAUUGGAGGCGAUUCUAUAAAUUGCUUCCAAGCACGUGAAAUUGGCGAGGCUAGUUUGAAAAAAAUAGUUGGUACCCCUUUCCACAAAUUGUCCCUCAAACGUCGAGAUCGCGUAGUCCCGCUAAUUACCGUAAAUAGCAAGGUGAGAAUUCAAGACGAUGUGAUACCACUCGAUCCGAUGCUCCUCUUCCAAAGAAUCUGUAUCACAAAGCAAAACGAAGAGGAGCUGAAAGAACAUUUCAAAUGGGAACUUUCUCCCUACCCCUUGUCACUAUUCUUGGAUGGUGCCUUGAGGAAAACCGUGAAAUCGUCCAUCUUCGAUUUGUUCACGCCUGAAGAAAUCCAACUCCCCACAGAAAAUUGUUCGUUCGUGAUUGACGGUGGUAUGCUCCUCCAGGGUAGUAUGGCAUCAGAAUGA